CUCGCAGCUGCAGGCCACGGCCGAGGGGCGGGGCGGCCGGGAGGAACCUCGUUCUGCAGCGGGAGGGAGAUCCGCCGCGGAGUUACGGGAAAGUUGGUCCGAGUUCCCGGGAGUUUCCCGGUGCGGUCCCCCGCGUUCGGCCGGCUGCUCCCAGGCUCCUCUCCUCCCUGCGGCCUUCACGGUCCACUCGGCCCCUCUUUCUGCCACCGGCCGCCAUGGAGCAGCCGCCGGCGCCCAAGAGUAAGCUAAAAAAGCUGAGUGAAGACAGUUUGACUAAGCAGCCUGAAGAAGUUUUUGAUGUAUUGGAGAAGCUCGGAGAAGGGUCUUAUGGAAGUGUUUUUAAAGCAAUACACAAGGAAUCUGGUCAAGUCGUUGCAAUUAAACAAGUACCCGUUGAGUCAGAUCUUCAGGAAAUAAUCAAAGAGAUUUCCAUAAUGCAGCAAUGUGACAGUCCCUAUGUUGUGAAGUACUACGGCAGCUACUUUAAGAAUACAGACCUCUGGAUUGUGAUGGAGUACUGUGGAGCGGGGUCCGUUUCAGACAUAAUUAGAUUACGGAACAAGACAUUAACAGAAGAUGAAAUUGCAACUAUUCUAAAAUCCACAUUAAAAGGAUUAGAAUAUUUGCAUUUUAUGAGGAAAAUACACAGAGAUAUAAAAGCUGGAAAUAUUCUCCUCAAUACAGAAGGACAUGCAAAGCUUGCAGAUUUUGGAGUGGCUGGCCAAUUAACAGAUACGAUGGCAAAGCGCAAUACUGUAAUAGGAACCCCGUUUUGGAUGGCUCCUGAGGUAAUUCAAGAAAUAGGUUACAACUGUGUGGCUGACAUCUGGUCCCUUGGCAUUACUUCUAUAGAAAUGGCAGAAGGAAAGCCUCCUUAUGCUGAUAUACAUCCAAUGAGGGCUAUUUUUAUGAUUCCCACAAACCCGCCACCGACAUUCAGGAAGCCUGAGCUGUGGUCCGACGACUUCACGGAUUUCGUUAAGAAGUGCUUAGUGAAGAGCCCCGAGCAGAGAGCCACUGCAACACAGCUGUUACAGCAUCCAUUUAUCAAGAAUGCAAAACCCGUGUCAAUAUUAAGAGACCUGAUCACAGAAGCCAUGGAAAUAAAAGCCAAAAGGCACGAAGAGCAGCAGCGGGAACUGGAGGAGGAGGAGGAGAACUCGGAUGAAGAUGAGCUGGAUUCGCACACUAUGGUGAAGACGAGCUCAGAAAGCGUGGGCACGAUGAGGGCCACCAGCACCAUGAGUGAAGGGGCCCAGACGAUGAUUGAACAUAACAGCACCAUGUUGGAGUCGGACCUGGGGACCAUGGUUAUAAACAGUGAGGAUGAGGAAGAAGAAGAUGGAACCAUGAAAAGAAAUGCUACAUCACCCCAAGUACAAAGACCGUCUUUCAUGGACUACUUUGAUAAGCAGGACUUCAAGAACAAGAGUCAUGAAAAUUGUGAUCAGAGCAUGCGUGAGCCCUGCCCAACGUCAAACAAUGUUUUCCCUGAUAACUGGAGAGUUCCUCAAGAUGGGGACUUCGACUUUUUAAAAAAUCUAAGUUUAGAAGAACUACAAAUGCGGCUGAAAGCGCUGGACCCCAUGAUGGAACGAGAAAUAGAAGAGCUGCAUCAAAGAUACAGUGCGAAGAGGCAGCCCAUCCUGGAUGCCAUGGAUGCAAAGAAGAGGAGGCAGCAGAACUUCUGACAGGUUCCCUCUGCCUUGGCGUGACUGGAGACCAAGCAGCCACCGAACUGAAGGAAUCGUACUACUGCUUAAUCUCUAAAGUGUAUAUUCUACAACUUUGCAAAAGUCAAAAAUGAUGGCACACACCUAGAUAAAAAUCCCCACGGCAAACU
This is a messenger RNA of Acomys russatus (golden spiny mouse), 1843 nucleotides long. It is a transcript of the gene Stk3, whose product is annotated as serine/threonine kinase 3. NCBI's taxonomy places the organism in Eukaryota, Metazoa, Chordata, Mammalia, Rodentia, Muridae. Gene Ontology annotation, cellular component: cytoplasm. The transcript is spliced from 11 exons. Gene Ontology annotation, molecular function: protein serine/threonine kinase activity; ATP binding. Gene Ontology annotation, biological process: intracellular signal transduction; regulation of MAPK cascade; protein tetramerization. Bases 216 to 1691 code for a protein of 491 amino acids. The record is from RefSeq and is a predicted model, not a curated record.